Eriocheir sinensis (Chinese mitten crab) is the source of this 810-nucleotide messenger RNA. RefSeq lists its product as uncharacterized. NCBI's taxonomy places the organism in Eukaryota, Metazoa, Arthropoda, Malacostraca, Decapoda, Varunidae. The coding region runs from base 283 to 810 and encodes 175 amino acids. The transcript has 4 exons. The record is from RefSeq and is a predicted model, not a curated record.
UUUGAUUUAAUAUAAGAAAUCAACUCCUAUUGGUUCCAUUAAAAUAUGAAGCCAUCACUUUCAAUCACAAACCAAAAAAAUAUGAAGAGUUGUUCUUGUGCCUAAUGACCGUAAUUUCAGUUCAAUUGAAAUAAAUAUUUUUAGGAAGAAAUUACAUUUGCUCCUGAGGCUUCUGCACAACCAGAGGGAAGGAGUACCACACCAGAAGUAAGUAGAAAGUAGAUUCAUAUGUAAUGUGCAAAUUCUGGAAGAAAAGUGUAUAUCUCACAAGAAUUGAAAAACAUGUCUAGUACCUCUCAAGUAAUCUUCUUUUGCAGUUUCUUUUUGUUACAGUUCUUUGAAGAACUUGUUGAACUGCCCUCUUCCGAGGACAUUGCGGAGUGUGUCAAAGAGCAGGACCAGAGGCGUGAAGAACUGCACUCCAAGCGGGAACAGAGAGUUGAAGCAGCCCAAGAAAAGCAGAAGGCUGAGUACAGGAACAGGAAAGCAAGAGGAGUGAAGACCUUCAGCUUCUCUGUAGGGAUGAAGGUUCUUAAAAGAAACCUUCGCAAUGAGACUCGGAAGGGUGGGAUAAUGGAGCAGAAGUGGACUGGUCCAAACAAAGUCCUUGACAUCGACUCCUCAAACCGUGUGGCACUUGAGGCUGUGAGCAAUGGGAAGAAGCUCAAGAGCCGUACUCCAUACAACAACCUGAGGCCAUUCCUCCAGAGCCAGUUGCACUGUGACAGACACUUAUUGGACCACAGAGAUGGACUGCAGCCCUCCAGCAUUCAGGGACCUGUGCAGCCAUCACCUGACACCUCACAGUAA